CUCUUUAUGAUCCUCGAUCUCUUCGAUAUAUCUUACUAUUUCUCUGUCAUGGUCCCCAUCAAUAAUAUUCCACACUUUCUGUGUUAGUCUUACAAUAAUCGACGGUCUAUAUUUUAUCUUAGCUUGUCUGAGAUCGAGGAGGUUGUUCGACAAACAAACCAUAUAUACAUCGGCAGAAGCCUAGCCGGCCUGAAGCUGGCCGGGGAAUUGAAGGGAGCAUGCUUUGGGAGGACAUCAUGUUCAAUUUACGUGGCGCAACACAACUUAAAAUUCUUCAAUUUCGGACAGGAUGGCCGCAGCUCGAAUCACCCUGUCUUUGGGAGCAUGUCAGCAUAGUUGUGCCAGUGGGUUUCCUUGCAAUUUUCUUGCUAGAUCUUGCAGGAAAACUUCUGGGCCUAAUUUUCAAACACAGAGCAAAGGUUACGGAUAGGGGCAUAGACAAGUACCCCAUCAGAAUAAAAGUCAGUAUUGCCUAUAAGGCUAGCAUAAUUUGUACCAGUUUACUACUGGGGACUCAUAUCUUAAUGCUAAUGAUGCUGCUAAAUGGUAGAGGAACUCAGUGCAACUCUAAGGCUUGGGCCUUUUCAUCAGAAACCUUGCAAGUGCUAUCAUGGGCAAUUACAGUAGUUGCAGUAUACAUAGUGCCAAAUAGAAAGUACAUCAAGUUCCCCUGGAUCCUAAGAGCAUGGUGGCUUUGCAGUUUCUUGUUGUCCAUCAUCUGCAUAACUCUUGAUACCCAUUUUAUAAUGAUAAACCAUGGCAAACUUGGCGUAAGAGACUUUGCGGACUUCCUUGGUCUGCUUGCAUCCACAUGCCUCAUGGGCAUUUCAAUCAGAGGGAAGACAGACAUUGUCUUCAUUGUCCCCAGUGGCACUGCUGAGCCACUUCUCAAUGGAAAAACUGAUAAAAAUUCAGAAUGCAUUAGGGAAUCUCCAUAUGGGAAAGCUACUCUUGUCCAACUAGUUACCUUCUCUUGGCUCAAUCCCUUAUUUGUUCUUGGGUUUAAGAAACCCCUCGAACCGGAUGAAAUUCCAGAUGUUGAUAUCAAGGACUCAGCAGGAUUUCUUUCCCACUCAUUCAAUGAGAGCCUUGAACAUGUUAAGGAGAGAGAUGGAACUACAAACCCAUCCAUCUACAAGGCAAUCUACUUGUUUAUCAGGAAGAAAGCAGCAAUCAAUGCAUUUUUUGCAGUGGUUACUGCUGUAGCAUCAUAUGUUGGCCCAUACCUCAUUGAGGACUUUGUAACUUUCCUGUCCCAGAAGAGCACCCGGAGUUUAGAGAGUGGCUACCUUCUAGCACUAGCCUUUCUAGGUGCCAAAAUGGUUGAGACAAUAGCACAGAGGCAAUGGAUUUUCGGGGCACGCCAACUAGGCCUUCGCCUUAGAGCUUCUCUGAUAUCUAGUAUUUAUAAGAAGGGCUUAGUCCUGUCAAACCGAUCCCGCCAAAGCCGCACUAGUGGAGAGAUCAUCAACUAUAUGAGUGUAGAUAUCCAAAGAAUCACAGACUUAAUCUGGUACUUAAACAUACUAUGGAUGUUACCCAUACAAAUUUCCUUAGCUAUCUACAUUCUACAUACAACUCUAGGUUUGGGUUCAUUGGGAGCAUUAGCCGCAACUUUAACUGUUAUGGCUUGCAAUAUACCCCUUACAAGACUCCAGAAGAGGUACCAAUCUAAGAUCAUGGAAGCGAAGGACAAUAGGAUGAAAGCCACUUCAGAAGUUCUUCGAAAUAUGAAGGCUCUUAAACUUCAAGCAUGGGACAGUCAGUUCCUCAACAGUUUAGAGGGAUUGAGGAAAAUAGAGUAUAGUUGGUUAUGGAAAUCACUAAGAUUAUCAGCAUUGUCAGCUUUUAUCUUCUGGGGAUCACCUACGUUAAUUUCUGUGGUAACUUUUGGGACAUGUAUGCUAAUGGGGAUUGAACUCACAGCUGGGAGAGUUUUAUCUGCUUUGGCCACCUUCCGAAUGUUACAAGACCCUAUAUUCAGUCUGCCUGAUUUACUCUCUGCGAUUGCACAAGGAAAAGUCUCAGCGGAUAGAAUUACUUCCUACCUACAGGAAGAGGAAAUUCAAAGCGACGCAAUCAAGUAUCUUCCAAGAGAUCAAACAGAGUUUGACAUCCAGAUUGACAGUGGGGAAUUCAGCUGGGAUCCGGAGUCGAGAAAUCCAACUCUUGAAAAAAUACAGUUAAAAGUGAAGAGGGGAAUGAAGGUGGCAAUAUGCGGGACUGUGGGAUCAGGGAAGUCUAGCCUGCUUUCAUGCAUUAUAGGAGAAAUACAGAAGCUAUCUGGGACAGUGAAGAUUAGUGGUACAAAGGCUUAUGUACCUCAGUCUCCAUGGAUACUAACAGGAAAUGUAAGGGAUAAUAUUCUCUUCGGGAAUCAAUAUGAUGGUACUAAGUACGACAGAACAGUUAAAGCAUGUGCUUUGGAAAAGGAUUUUGAACUUUUCUCCAGUGGUGACCUAACAGAGAUUGGAGAGAGAGGGAUAAAUAUGAGUGGAGGCCAAAAGCAAAGAAUACAGAUUGCUCGUGCAGUUUACCAGGAUGCUAACAUAUAUCUACUUGAUGACCCUUUCAGUGCUGUUGAUGCUCAUACUGGCACCCAAAUUUUUGAGGAAUGCCUGAUGGGGAUUCUUAAAGACAAGACUAUACUUUUUGUUACCCACCAAGUUGAGUUUCUUCCAGCAGCAGACCUUAUUCUGGUGAUGCAAAAUGGAAGAAUUGCACAAGCUGGACGAUUCGAGGAACUUUUGAAGCAAAAUAUAGGAUUUGAAGUUUUAGUUGGUGCUCAUAGUGAAGCUCUAGAGUCAAUCCUCACAGUUGAAAACUCAAGUAAAACAUCUCCAAGUCCUACAGCUGAUGAUGAAUCCAACAUAGAUUCAACUUUUAAUGCAGAGCUUCUACACACACAAAAUGACUCAGAGCAUAAUCUUUCUCUAGAAAUAACAGAAAAGGCAAGCAAAUUUGUCCAAGAUGAAGAAAGAGAGAAAGGAAGCAUUGGAAAAGAAGUUUACUGGUCUUAUUUGACCACUGUGAAAGGUGGAGCCCUAGUUCCAUUCAUCCUUUUGGCACAGUCAUCAUUCCAAGUAUUACAGAUAGCAAGUAACUACUGGAUGGCAUGGGCUUCUCCUACCACAAGUGAGACUCAACCGAAAGUGGCGAUGAACUUCAUAUUGCUUGUUUAUAUAUUACUUGCUGUUGGAAGUUCACUUUGCGUGCUGUUGCGAGCCACUUUAGUAGCACUAGCAGGACUUUGGACAUCACAAAAGCUUUUCACCAAAAUGCUGCAUAGUGUGCUCCGGGCACCGAUGGCAUUUUUUGAUUCAACCCCAUUUGGAAGAAUCUUAAACCGGGUAUCUACAGAUCAAAGUGUGCUAGACUUGGAACUGGCAGGAAAAGUAGGUUGGUGUGCCUUUUCAAUAAUUCAGAUUCUAGGAACUAUUGUAGUGAUGUCACAAGUGGCAUGGGAAGUAUUUGUCAUCUUCAUUCCAGUAACUGCAAUCUGCAUAUGGUACCAACAAUAUUACAUACCAACAGCAAGAGAACUAGCCCGCUUAUCAGGUAUUGAACGAGCACCAAUACUCCAUCACUUUGCAGAAUCACUAGCAGGAGCUGCAACAAUCCGUGCUUUUGAUCAAGAACACCGUUUCAUUGAUGGAAACCUCGGUCUUGUUGACAACCACUCUAGGCCAUGGUUUCAUAGUGUGUCAGCAAUGGAAUGGCUUUCUUUCAGACUCAAUUUGCUAUCCAACUUUGUGUUUGCCUUCUCAUUGGUUUUACUGGUCACCCUCCCUGAAGGAGUUAUCAAUCCAAGCAUUGCAGGGUUGGCAGUAACAUACGGAAUCAAUUUGAACGUGUUACAAGCUUCAGUUAUAUGGAACAUAUGCAAUGCAGAAAAUAAGAUGAUAUCAGUUGAAAGAAUUCUUCAGUACUCAAAUAUAAAACGUGAAGCAGCACUUGUGAUUGAAGAUUGCAGACCACCAAACAACUGGCCAGAAGUUGGAACAAUUUGCUUUAAAAAUUUGAAGAUCCGCUACGCUGAACAUCUUCCAUCUGUCCUAAAAAACAUUAACUGUACAUUUCCUGGAAGGAAGAAAGUUGGUGUUGUGGGAAGGACAGGUAGUGGGAAAUCAACCCUCAUACAAGCUAUUUUCAGGAUUGUUGAACCCGGAGAGGGCAGCAUCAUCAUCGAUGAUGUGGACAUUUGCAAAAUAGGCCUUCACGACUUAAGAUCAAGGCUUAGUAUCAUACCACAGGACCCAGCAAUGUUUGAGGGAACAAUUAGAGCAAACCUAGACCCUCUACAGCAAUAUUCUGACAGUGAAAUAUGGGAGGCUCUGGAUAAAUGUCAGCUAGGUCAUCGAGUGUGUGAUAAGGAAGAGAAGUUGGAUUCCACAGUCGUUGAAAAUGGAGAAAAUUGGAGUGUGGGCCAAAGACAGUUAUUUUGUCUUGGAAGAACCUUGCUGAAGAAGAGUAGCAUUCUCGUACUGGAUGAAGCAACAGCAUCAGUUGAUUCUGCAACUGAUGGAGUGAUACAAAAAAUCAUUAGUCAAGAGUUCAAAGAUCGGACAGUUGUCACUAUAGCUCACAGAAUCCACACAGUUAUAGAUAGCGAUCUCGUGUUGGUCCUCAGUGAAGGCAAAAUUGCAGAAUAUGACACUCCAGGAAAGCUACUGAAACGGCCGGAUUCUUUCUUCUCUAAACUCGUACAGGAGUACUCCUCAAGAUCUCAAAGUUUCAACAACUUAGCAAAGAGACAUGAUUAGUUCUAACUUCGAAGAAUGAAAGAAUCUCCGGACAUUAAAUUUGGUGGAGCAAGAGAGAUCAAAAGGGUAAUAGCAACAAGAAUAAGGCUAAGAUCGUCUUGAGAAAUGCUUGAAUGUUUCUCUCAUCCAUGAGUUAGAGAGAAGAUUGACUGCCUUCGGUGUAGAAAUUAUAUAAAGUGAGAUGCACAAAAGGAAACACCAGGAGGUAGACAGUAUAAUUCCUUUUCUAGUGUAGCAUUUAAGAUUGUUCCAGCUAGUAAAAGAUUACCAAUAAUUUUUUUAUGCCAAUUUAUGUUCAAAUGGAUGCUUCAAAAAAUGUGUAAA
Molecule: messenger RNA, 5087 nt
Organism: Alnus glutinosa
Lineage: Eukaryota; Viridiplantae; Streptophyta; Magnoliopsida; Fagales; Betulaceae
Product: putative ABC transporter C family member 15
Exons: 11
Coding region: 219-4763 (1514 amino acids)
Biological process (GO): transmembrane transport
Cellular component (GO): vacuolar membrane; plant-type vacuole
Molecular function (GO): ATP hydrolysis activity; ABC-type transporter activity; ATP binding
Source: RefSeq, a predicted model, not a curated record